Messenger RNA from Colletotrichum scovillei, 4240 nucleotides. Its product is annotated as fungal specific transcription factor domain-containing protein. Gene Ontology annotation, molecular function: zinc ion binding; DNA binding; DNA-binding transcription factor activity, RNA polymerase II-specific. Lineage: Eukaryota; Fungi; Ascomycota; Sordariomycetes; Glomerellales; Glomerellaceae. Bases 286 to 2877 code for a protein of 863 amino acids. The record is from RefSeq and is a predicted model, not a curated record. Gene Ontology annotation, cellular component: nucleus. The transcript has 5 exons. Gene Ontology annotation, biological process: regulation of DNA-templated transcription; DNA-templated transcription.
CGGGGUUCCCUUUUAGAUGCACACGCAAUUACACGCUGACACAGGACGACAAACAACGUUAGCGGUUGUCAAAGGCGAAACAAAAUCCGGCUCCGGAAUUGACGUCAAAUAAAGUUUAGACCUCCGGAUCUGAAUACGGACGGCAUCACCCCCUUUCCAAAGCCCCACCCCCGUCUUUCCCGUCACACCCACUCACACGCGGCGUCGGGCACGGCAUCGGACACGGCUUACAGUCUCUAAUCGUCCGGUCUCCGCGAAUCACCCAAGGGUUAUCCGUAAGCUCCAAUGAAUCCGGACCAGGCAACCCCGCCCGCCGGACCAAGCACCGGCGGCAGCAGCAACCCCUCUUCCACCUCCAACUCUUCCGCCCCCGGCCCCGGACCUUCGUCCGCCUACCAUUCGGCAUCAGCAUCAGCAGCAGCCGCCGCAAAACGCUCCCGCGUCCUCCUCUCCUGCGGUCCCUGCCGCGCCUCCAAGCUGAAAUGCGACCGCUCCGAGCCGUGCGGCCAGUGCCUGAAGAAGUCCCGCCCGGAAGGCUGCGUCUACGCGCCGAAACCCGAGAAGCAGAAGCCCGCCAAAGGCAUGGCGGCGCGGCUUAAGAGGCUCGAGGGCAUGGUGAGGACAAUGAUGGAUGAGGGAGGAGGUGUCGCGGGAGCGGGACCAGGAGGACCGCAGACUACUGGUGCUGCUGCCGACGCCGUGGAGGAGGAGAAGGGCGUCGCGCAGCCUGGGGGUCAGCUUGUUCAGGGGGGUAGGGCGAGUACGUAUGUUGGGGCUACGCAUUUCAUGGCUAUUCUUGAGGAUAUUGAGGAUAUGAAGAGCUACUUUGAGGAGCCGGAGACCGACUACGACGAGAGUCCUGAACCAUCCGACGAAAUCGAGGCCCCGGAUCUCAUGCUAUUCUCGAGGAACAUGCCUCGCAGCAGAGAGGACCUGUUGAAGCUGCUCCCCGAGCAAAAGAUUGUCGACAGACUCAUCAUGAGGUACUUUUCCUCCCGCAGUCCAUCACAACAUAUUGUCCAUCGACCAACUUUUGAAAAACAAUACGCCCACUUCUGGACCGACCCGUCCGGCACCGAUCUCCACUGGCUCGCCCUCCUCUUCAUGGUCAUGUCCCUCGGCGUCUUCUACUCGACCUUCAUGGCGCCCCACGAGCUCUCGGUCGACUCCCCGCAGCCGCCCAUGGACCGCUUCAAGCUCUUCCGCGCCGCCGCCGCCUGCUGCCUCGUCUGGGGCCGCUACACCCACCCGACCAUCGCCACCAUCCCGCCCUUCAUCCUCUACGUCGAGGCCGAGUUCAUCAUCUCCCGCGCCGCCCAGAUGAACUGCUACGUCCUCUCCUCCGUCUGCCUCCGCCUCCUCCUCAAGAUGGGCCUCCACCGCGAUCCGGACCGCCUCCUCGCCGCCGGCACCGCCAUCUCCCCCUACGAGGGCGAGAUGCGCCGCCGCAUGUGGAACAUGGCCGUCCAGCUCGACCUCCUCGUCUCCUUCCACAUGGGCCUCCCCAGCAUGCUCAACGGCAUCGACGCCGACUGCAGCCUCCCGCGCAACCUCGUCGACGAGGACUUCGACGAGGACACCCUCUCGCUCCCGCCGGCCCGACCCGCGACGGACUACACGGAGAUGACCUACCCCAUCAACAAGUCCGCCAUGAUGCUCGUCUUCGGCCAGGUCGCGCGGCAGUCCCACCUCCUCGCCCCGCCGCCCUACGCCGAGGUGAUGCGCCUCGACGACCUCCUCAACGCCUCGUGGCGCGCCGUGCCGCAGUUCAUGAUGGUCAAACCCCUGCAGGAGUGCGUCACCACGCCGCCCAUGCAAAUCAUCCAGCGCUUCGGCCUCGCCUCGCUCUACAACAAGAGCCGCUGCGUCCUCCACCGCCGCUUCCUCCUCGACCCCGCGCCGCGCCGCGAGCACGACUACUCCCGCCGGCAGUGCCUCGAGGGCGCCGUCGUCCUCCUCGACUUCCAAAACACGAUAUGGCACGCCUGCCAGCCAGGCAACAUGCUCAGCCAGAACGGCUGGUUCGUCUCCUCGCUCGCCGUGCACGACUUCCUCCUGGCCGCCACCAUCAUCUACCUCGCUAUCGGACACGAACCGUUCUGGGGUGGCGCGGACAACGGCAAGACCGGCGCGACGGCGACGACGACGACGACUUCGCCCGUGUGGAUGGCGGAGACGAAUCCCCCGCCGACGAGGGCGUACCUCUUGCACCUCCUGCAGAGGUCGUAUUCCGUCUGGAUCGCCAUCGCCGGCGGCGUGCCCGAGGUGAGGAAGACGGCGGGUAUCCUGGAAACGAUGCUGAACAAGCUGGGGUCGCCGCCGAAUUCUCCCCCAGAGAACGGGGGCGCAAAGGUGUCGUCGGCGUCGGGACUUCGCCAGAGUGACGGGUCGGAAUCGGCUGCUCGAUCCGCCCAAGACGACCAACAGCUCCUCGACGGUCUUUCAAUCAAUGACUCGACAUCGUUCCCUACGAUUACGACGAGUCGCUUCCAGCCCUUUGAGUUUGUCACGUCGGGCCUCGGGCCAAGUGAACCUGGGCUCGAUCGUGGAUGGGCGGCGGUUGGCAAUGAGGAGAUGGACUGGGUACGUUUCACGCCACUCACCAAGCAAGCAAAGCCGUACAAUCUGACUGACAUCUGCAGCGAUACUUUGACAACAUCAUGGCCCAGCCUCACAAUGACCCAGUCGGUCUCGAGUCACUGGACGCGUCCCAGCCAUGGUUCGAACGGACACUGGGACCGGACGAUUUUGAUUUCUCUACGUCUGGUGCAUGGGAUCCAAGCUUGGGAUAGUCACGCUGAGGUCACGGCCUACCGCGUUCAUGCUGAUGAGCACAGCGAGCUCUCAGGCCUACAUAUCAGAAGACUUGGCAGCUGAACGGAGCUGAUCUGGGGCACACAAGCAUCGUCCUCGCGCUUGGCCGACCCAGAAGGGGUAUAAGGGGCUGCGGCUCCGCGAGCUCCUCCCAAAGAAGCUCCUCCUCUUGGACACAAAGCCCCUCCACCAAUACCUCCGGCCCUAGUACAGUAACUGGCUCGCUUAGGUGCCAACUGGGCCUCGUGAAGUUUUCUCUCCCCAACACGCGAUAUCGGUGCCCACAACCACGAUGGGCCCGUGGGGGAUAGCAGUCUAUUGCCCUGAUGGAUCUGGCUAGCUGGCAGGGAUGUCAAAAAAAGGUCGGCUCAGGUGACUUGAAAAUAGACGCGAGGUCGGCGUUGGACAGCAUUUCACAAUAGACCCCGGAUUUUCCUUCUCCUUCGGGUCCGCGCCAAUAUCUAAACAUCUGGCUGGACCGAUGGUGUGCGAUGAGCGGCCGUCCUCCGGGGAAUUGGACCCUGCAAGCUCGAUGAGGGGUUCUCUCGGCGGUCGACACACGGUGAAUACUAUAACGUAAAUUUGGUGGGCCGGUGGAAGUGGCCGGCGGCGACGUGCGUAAGGAAUCCCAACAAUGUCGUCUUCGACAACGGCGAGAGCCAUCUAGGGCGUGUUUCGGUCCUACAUGUGUACGUCUCGCCGGCAUCGUCCCCAUACACUCUUCAUUCAAGGGCGCGACGUUGCCGACGAGGGAGCUGGCGUGCAACGGUGCCCUACGAGGCAUGGGCCAACUUCCCCGCAAAACCCGCAGAUUUGACGACAACGAAGCGGGGGCUGUUUGCAUUAGUAGCAGUAGGUAUCUGGAGGCUGGAGCAGCUGGGGGCCCAGUGGCGCUUUUCCCUUGAGCUGAGCUCGCUCUCAUGCUGGAUGGCUGCUUCUUUUUCUUGGCUCAUUGUGGUGUGUUACGCAAAAAGCCAAGUUCCUUUGGAGACGGCCAGACCGCGAACGCAGUAACAAGCUUCUUGGGCGCGCAAAUUUGGAGAUUGGCAGGCUCCUCCGCGGAGAUGCCCACUUCGGAGAGGGAGGGGAAACGUUGGCUUAUGAGCAGUACGGAACGCCAGUUGGUUCGCUUGAUGACGGCAUGGCGGUCGUCUGGGAGGUUUGCUUGGCUCUAUUUGUACGUAAUGAGGAAAAUGCGGUGCUAGCAAGGUCGGCAUUGCGCGAUUCCUGGGUCGUCAUUGGCGCAUUCUUGCUCGUGCUUGACCUGUCGUCUCAGCUCUUUGUCAAUCAGAUUACGGAUACUGGCGCCUCCCGAGUUCCGACAGCUAGGUUGAGGUUGACUGCUUCUUUUGUUGUUGCCCGCCAGCCUAUUGUCUCGCCAUGUCCGGUGGCUCGUUGCCGGACCGCAUUCAGAAGGGAGUUGAGC